AUGGCUGCUAGCACUCCCACAACUGCCCGCAGCUUUCGGGCCCGCGCGAUCAAAUGCGACAAGACUAGUCCCUGUUCCAGCUGUGGCACGCUGGGGAUACCGUGCAGACCAGUUGGGGGACAGUCGACUGCUUCGGAGUCGCCUCGCACCAGUAUACCAAAUGACUAUGAACACCGAUUCUCUACGUUGCAGGAACAGCUUGCCACAAUUCAGAAGACGCUCGAGAACAUAACACGGUCUUCCAGCUCAUCGAGCCCGGUCAAGCCGGCCCGGGAGCCGACUCCGCCGGGACCGACGAUACCUCCAUUCGAAGGUCACUCAUCUUUCCAUCAUGAAACUCUCGUAGCUAGGGAUGCUGCCUAUUCUGCUGUGGACACUUCUCAGAAUGGACAAUUAGGCGACUACGUGUCAGCAGCACUUUCGUCUCUCAAAACCAGCCUCGAUAGGCAUCGCGCAUCAGUAACGCAUGGGGAGACGCGGCCCAACACUCAGCCGAAAGACCAACUACUUCCUGUAGAGUUGGUCAUCGCUGUGGUAAAGAAAGUCAAAGCGCAACCUCCGUUCACGUUGGUCAGUCAGUCUUGGAUCGAUGCAUCUCGUAUAGAGACUCUGUGUCACUCCAUAUACUUUCCACUCGAUCCAGUUCCUGCUGGAACAUAUACACUGUUCUACGGGCUCUUCUUUUACAUAAUACGUGACUAUUUUCACGCACAGGACCCUGACCUCGCGCGUUAUGACUUAUCAUCAGCACUGGAAACAUGUGAAAAACAGCUUGACUCAGGUCUCCGAGAACCCGCCAUCAUGGUUGAGCCAACCUUGGAGAAGAUACAAGCACUGCUGAUUGGAGCACAGAUAACAAAAUCACAAGAGGAAUUUGACAUUCAGCGGUGCUGGACAUAUUUAUCGUUAGCUUUCAAUAUGUGCCAAACCAUGGGACUACAUCGGCGUACACCAUUGAAAAACGACCCACUACCUAUUGCAGAGGCUAAACGUCAUGCCUUUUGGGCACUGUACACGAUUGACAAAAACAUCUCUCUUAACAUCGGCCUGACGUCCCACUUUCAAGACCAUGAUAUUGAUGCCGACCUCUUCAUGCCAUCAGAAGACCCAAAGCAACGUCCAUGGGAUUUGAUGAGUAUUGUUCGCAUGGAGUUUGCUAGUAUUCAAGGGAAGGUCUACGAUCAGCUAUACUCAACGUCUGCUUGUCGGGCCAGCGAUGAGCAGAGAACUGUAGCGAUAGAAAAGCUUUCCUCAGACUUAGAGGCGGUUCGAGAUAAAUUGCUGACUAUCGACGUAAGCUUGGGUCUUUAUGCUGACUCCCUACACGGCAUUGCGGCUUGUGCUGAUUUCAUCGCUUAUUCCGUGUUGACUGUCAUCUAUCGAGCCCAGACUCGACCAGGAGAUGCCAUGGCAAUCUCAUCGCGAUGCUACGAGAUCGCUACGUUAGCGCUUCACAGUCACCUCAAAUGCUUUACAUACUUCCGUGGCCGGCAAACCCACAAACAGACUGAAUACGUGAAUUGGAUAUUGCUCUAUCCUUCCUUUACACCUUUUGUCAUUGUGUUCACCCACGCAAUUACCACCGCAAGUGCGGUGGAUCUAGCCCUUCUGCAGGACACUGUGAGCUCUUUGGAGCUUAUCAAGGGUCUAUCGCGGGGCUCAAUGCAUCUAUAUACAGUGUGCGAAGCAUUUGUCAAGGCUGCUCAGGUUUUAGUCAAAUCGCGACAAACAUUGUCCGGCAUCGAGCGUCACCAGGAUGGGUCACUUGUCAUGCCUGCCGCGCACGGGGCGGCCAACAUUGCUUUCCCAGAUGUCUCGUGGCCAGAAAACACCUUUGAUUCUCUUAUGAGCCAAACCGACAUUUCCAUGUUCUUGAACGACUUCAUUGGCGCCAAUCGAUCGGUGAUGGAUAUCUUGAAUUCAGAUUACAUGAGUUAA
Aspergillus aculeatus ATCC 16872 is the source of this 1938-nucleotide messenger RNA. RefSeq names its product transcription factor domain-containing protein. Gene Ontology annotation, molecular function: zinc ion binding; DNA binding; DNA-binding transcription factor activity, RNA polymerase II-specific. Gene Ontology annotation, biological process: DNA-templated transcription; regulation of DNA-templated transcription. The record is from RefSeq and is a predicted model, not a curated record. The coding region runs from base 1 to 1938 and encodes 645 amino acids. Lineage: Eukaryota; Fungi; Ascomycota; Eurotiomycetes; Eurotiales; Aspergillaceae. The transcript is spliced from 7 exons.